Molecule: messenger RNA, 1577 nt
Organism: Guyanagaster necrorhizus
Lineage: Eukaryota; Fungi; Basidiomycota; Agaricomycetes; Agaricales; Physalacriaceae
Exons: 4
Coding region: 137-1273 (378 amino acids)
Cellular component (GO): cytoplasm; nucleus
Molecular function (GO): RNA polymerase II cis-regulatory region sequence-specific DNA binding
Source: RefSeq, a predicted model, not a curated record
CCAAAGACUCAGGGGCUCAUCUUGCUUGCCCCUAGCUCCUCUCCCAUCGACCAACACGUCCUCCACACCUUUAUUUCUCCAUAUUUUCGUUAUUGCUCGCCAGCCGAGGCCCCUGUCAGCCCGUCCCAACAGCUCCAUGAAGGUCGAUACACAGAGCUUGGAAAAGGAGGUUGAAGUAGAUCAUAGAGCAGAGGCAGUCAUCGCUGCAGAGGACGAGGUCGUCGUGUCGCGCGAUGAUCAGGGCAGCUCCAAUGACACGAACACCACACCCGAAUCGUCUGAGAUUCGCGCGUCCUCGCCACCCCGCAGACCCUUGACUCGCUCGCAGACAGGUCGUCCAUCGAAACGACGAGUGCUCGAGGACAACGCACUCGAUCGUGACAGCUCUUCGCCGCCACCAGUGAAGAAAUCUCGUACCUAUCGUAAGCGCGCUGCUCAAAAGGGACAAGGCGAGGUGGCCGAUGUUCCACCACCGGCCCCAUCUUCCCGCGAAAACUCUACAGCCAGUUCCUCCGCGGAUAUACCCACUCUAAACUCGAACAGUGUUACGUUUCUGGAUGGUUUAGACGACUCAAAUGUGCCCUCUGAACGUCGUGGUCCCAAGUCACGCGCAAAUCUACCAGUUCCUGUGCCCAAUCUUACCAAGAAAAGUCGCGGGCGAAGAGUUCCCACCACUGUGGUGUUGCAGCCAGAGGAUUUGAAGAAGGAUAAACGGACGUAUGUCUGCUCAGUAGAAGGCUGCGGUAAGUGUUUCCAUCGCGGAGAGCAUCUGAAACGCCAUAUUCGCUCCAUUCACACACACGAGAAACCUUUUAAAUGUACAUACCCGGAUUGCGAAAAAUUCUUCAAUCGACAUGACAAUCUCCUCCAGCACCUCAAAGUUCAUACUCACAACAAGCGCCCGCUUCCCAGCGAUGGCAGCGCAGACAGUCUUCUAGCCGAUCCAGCUCAGAAUGAGACUGAGCCGGCCGCUCUGGCUGCUUCCAAGCCAUUGGCAUCUUCUAGCCUCCUUGCUGCCCUCCAGCAACAGGCGUUCACACCAUCCGUGGUCGCUCGGUCGUAUGCCUUGCCUUCUGAAGAACUUUUCACUAAAACGAACAUGGCCGUCUCGUCUGUUCGGACGGAGAUGCCCCAAUCGCCUCCGCGGAUGUCGAUCGCACAAUCGUCGGUACGCGAUGCGCCUCCGAUGAAUUUUCAUCCAUCCCAGAACGGUUCCCCACCUCUACUUUUGCCCGUCGCCACCGGACAAAACUGGCCCCCCGGCGUAGCGUAGUUUUCCUUGUCGCCACACACGUUUAGUUUCCGGAUGACUCUACGUUAUUUAACCUUUAUUGAUUCGGGUCUGCUGCUCUGAUAUAUGUUUGAAGGAGCUCUUUAUAGUUUUUCACUACCCAUGCUGAAUCUUGUUCUUUUUUUGUUUUUCAUCCACCAGAUUCAACACAUAUAUAUAUACCAGCUCGUAUGCCUGGCGUGGUAAACCGCUUUGGACUAUUGUUGUAUGGCUUUACUUACUAUCCAAUUCCUACCUACAUCCUAUUAUAAUUUACCAUGUCCCCAGUCUGAAAAUUUAAAAUCCC